This is a messenger RNA of Schizophyllum commune H4-8, 510 nucleotides long. Its product is annotated as ribosome recycling factor. Gene Ontology annotation, cellular component: mitochondrion. Lineage: Eukaryota; Fungi; Basidiomycota; Agaricomycetes; Agaricales; Schizophyllaceae. The record is from RefSeq and is a predicted model, not a curated record. Gene Ontology annotation, biological process: translation. Gene Ontology annotation, molecular function: ribosomal large subunit binding. The transcript is spliced from 4 exons. The coding region runs from base 1 to 510 and encodes 169 amino acids.
AUGAAGGCCGCGGUCGAGUGGUUCCGCAAAGACUGCGCGAGCGCGGAGGCGCGCGCGAGUGGGCGCGUGACGCCGCAGCUGCUCUCCCCCGUGCGCGUGAAGAUCGAGGGCGGGGAGUACCGGCUGGAAGAGGUGGCGACGGUGGGCGUGCGCGAGGGCUCGACGCUGCUGGUGACUCUGUUCGACGAAUCCACCAUGAAAGCCGUCGAGAGCGCCCUUUAUGAGUCGAAAUUGCCCAAUAUUGUGCCUCAGCGGCAGGACGUGCGCACAAUCAAGAUCCCCAUACCGAAACCCACAGUUGAAGCGCGCCAGCGUCUACACACCGAAGCCCAGCGCAAGGCCGAAGACACGCGAGUACAACUGCGCAAGCAGAUGCAGACCAGUGUCAAGAAGGGCAAGUUCGAAAAGCACUCAGUCGAGCUGGAAGAGUACCAAAAACUUCUGGACCGCAGUAUCGAGGAGGUCGACAAGACCUUAGCACAGAUGAAGAAGGUCGCGGGAGGGAAAUAG